AUGACGGAAUUGAACUACGACAAUUUUUAUUCAUUUAAUAAUUCUUUUCAUCAAAAUUAUGAAGAAAAUGGGAUAUUUACAUCAAAAACACCCACCAAUUUCGAAGAUGGACUUUAUAUUUUUGAUAAUCAAAAUUUUAAUUAUUCUCAACAAUUUACUAGUGCUAUUUCUCAACAAAAGAAUUUCGAAUUAUCUAAAUUUUCAAUGUCCUUUUCUCCAAAAAUAAAUUUAGAAAAUGGUGGAUAUUUAUCUAAUAUACCAACCAAAAACGUUCAACCAACACCACAAAAUUUAAUUUGCAAAGAAUGUGGAACUAGUUUUCAACAAACAGAUGAGGAGGCUUAUUACUCUCAUUUUAACCAUUGUGUUAAAUCUGCUUUACAACAAUACGAGAAUCUGAACAGUUUAAAUACACAAGCAUCAAAAGAUAAAGAAUUUCCUAAACCUGUUGUUAAUUGUUCUUCACUUCCUGUUCGUGUUCAAUGUAAUUUAUGUGGCAGAAAAUUAUUUCAACACAAUUUGGCUGUACAUAAUCGUAUUCAUACUGGAGAAAUGCCUUUCAAUUGUGAAUUUUGUUUUAGGCCGUUUAGAACAAAAUCAGCUUUAAAUGUCCAUUUUCGUUCACACACUGGUGAGCGUCCUUAUAAUUGCCCAUUUUGUUGUUAUGCCUGUAUUACUAAACCAAAUUUGAAAAGGCAUAUAACUAAUAAACAUGACAAAGCAACUGGAAGAACAUUCAAAUUGUGUGCUAUAAGAAAUUGGCGAUGA
Meloidogyne enterolobii is the source of this 768-nucleotide messenger RNA. The record is from the annotation of a GenBank genome assembly. Lineage: Eukaryota; Metazoa; Nematoda; Chromadorea; Rhabditida; Meloidogynidae.